Messenger RNA from Osmia lignaria (orchard mason bee), 1694 nucleotides. It is a transcript of the gene L2HGDH, whose product is annotated as L-2-hydroxyglutarate dehydrogenase. Gene Ontology annotation, molecular function: (S)-2-hydroxyglutarate dehydrogenase activity. The record is from RefSeq and is a predicted model, not a curated record. NCBI's taxonomy places the organism in Eukaryota, Metazoa, Arthropoda, Insecta, Hymenoptera, Megachilidae.
AGCAAAGAAAUGUACGAGUAGAUAGCAUUUCAUAUAGGAAACCAUGUGCAAAAGUACUUCUUGAAAAAAAAUUUACCGGUAAAACAACGCUGUAUACCGUUCUUUAUUCAAGUGCAUUAUCUCCGGUAACUAACGCACGCGCCUAUCAUAAGCGUGCAUCUAGUAUUCAAAUCAUCAGCGCCAAAUUUGAUGCGAUCAGUCACAAUAUGACGGUAAAUAUGUUUGCACCCUUGACAAAAAGGAUCGUAUUUCGACAACUUGCUCAUAUACGGCAUUAUGGAUCCGCUUCCAGCACAGAUUCAUGCGGAACGUUCGAUUUAGUAGUCGUCGGAGGUGGCAUAGUUGGGUGCGCCACUGCUCGAGAAAUGUUAAUAAGACACCCUAAACUAAAGGUGGCGAUCGUUGAGAAGGAGAAAAAUUUAGCCAUGCACCAGACAGGACACAACAGUGGCGUAGUCCAUGCUGGAAUUUAUUAUAAACCCGGCAGUAUGAAAGCGAAACUAUGUGUGGAAGGUUUCCAGUUAUGCUAUGACUAUUUUUGCAAACAUAAUAUACCACAUAAGAAAAUUGGAAAACUCAUAGUAGCUACGAAUCCAGAACAAGUUAAACAAUUGCAAGAACUGUACGAUAGGGGAACACAAAAUAAUGUGCCGGAUCUUCAGAUGGUCGAAAAAGAUUGUAUAUCAAAAUAUGAACCUAAAUGUCAAGGAGAAAAGGCACUGUGGUCACCAUGGACAGGUAUAGUGGAUUGGGCAGUGGUUUGCAAACACUUUGCCGAAGAAUUUCAAAAGAUGGGCGGUAAAAUAUUUUUUAACUACGAAGUAACCGGCUUCGCUGAAAUGUCGGAAUCGAAAGGACAAGAACAACUAUCACCAAUAUCGGUACAAUCAAAGGACAGAUGCAUACCAGCGAAAUACGUAUUAACGUGUGCCGGUUUGCAUUCAGAUCGUCUAGCAGUUAUGACAGGAUGCGAUCUCAGUCCACGAAUCGUUCCGUUUCGUGGAGAAUACUUAUUACUAAGCGAAGAUAAAAAGCAUUUAUGUACUACAAAUAUAUACCCUGUUCCAGAUUCUAGAUUUCCGUUUUUAGGGGUUCACUUUACACCUAGAAUGAACAACGAUAUAUGGCUGGGUCCGAACGCCGUUUUAGCAUUUGCCAGAGAGGGUUAUCGGUAUAUACGAAUUAAUAAGCUGUCUUGUGCACUCAUAUACAUACUUGAUAAUGUAAUAAUCGAAUUAUUGUACUUUCUUAGAUGGCGUGAUAUAAACAUACGAGAUUGUAUAGAAAUGGCGAAAUUUCCAGGACUGUACAAGCUUUGCUUUCGAUAUUUGAUACCAGGUUGUAAGGAAGUAAUUAAAUCAAUUUUCUAUCCCCUCGUCGUGAGAGAUUUGAGAAAAUUCAUCCCCGAGCUAUCUUACAAAGAUAUAAAAAGAGGACCAGCGGGUGUAAGAGCGCAGGCACUAGACAACGAUGGUAAAUUAGUGGACGAUUUUGUUUUCGACGUGGGAAAAGGUACUAUAGGUAGCAGAGUGAUUCACGUCCGUAACGCGCCUUCGCCUGCCGCAACUAGCUCCAUGGCAAUUGCUAAAUUCAUUGCCAAUAAAUUGGAUACCGAUUUUAAAUUUUGAAAGAUCCAAAAUUAUCAUUACACAUUCACUGUAUACGACAGCGAAGCAGUUGUGAAUUUUGUACAG